Molecule: messenger RNA, 1575 nt
Organism: Trypanosoma grayi
Lineage: Eukaryota; Euglenozoa; Kinetoplastea; Trypanosomatida; Trypanosomatidae
Exons: 1
Coding region: 1-1575 (524 amino acids)
Source: RefSeq, a predicted model, not a curated record
AUGGGUCGGAAGGGGUUCCAAGAAUCGUGCUCCUUUGACAUCGAGUGCACCCUCUCGCAACCGCAUAGAUCCCUGCGCCGCUCCUCGCAGCGCUCGGUGGGUACGCAGGGCUCGCGCAACAGCAUCACCAGCCUCCGCAACGCGGUGUCAGCGACCGACCCCGUGACGCAGCAGAAGCGCAAGCUCAAGGCUGUGCUGGGUGACCUCAAGCAGGACUCCGACGCGCCCCCAGCCGUGCGGCGGCUCGUCACUGUUGUUGAUGAGGAAGAAUGCGAUGACUACGAUGACUACGAGCCGUGUGCCAUCGGGGCAUCCGCGACGGCGCCGCCAACACCGCUCGGGCAGCCGCCGCGGCGCGGGUCACACAGCGCUGCAUGUGAAAAGAGUGUCCCCUGUUGCAGCAUCUGUCAGGAGGUGAUCAAUCCCUUCUCGGGUCACGGUAGAGAUAGCGAGCAGAGCGCCGACGGGGAUACUCAGGGUGCCCAUGACGCAAACCUGAAUAGCCUUGAGGAGAGUCCAACGAUGUUGUCAUUGAUUCCCCGGGUGCGCUCGUCGUACUCGUCAUCGAAGCUUUCGGCGUGUCUUGGUGGGGGGCUGAGAGCGCGAGGGAGCGAUCUGCUGACGCUGCACUCUGUCAGUGCCGGCGUCCCGCGGCGGCGACGACACUCAUUUUGCUGUCAGCGAGCACCACAGCUGUUAUUGGCGUCCCAGACACGAGAAGAGAAGGAGGUCAUGGUUCAAAGAAGCAAAAACAGCAGCAAUGACACGCUCCGGGACCGCCCAGAUCCCGUGUUUCUCUUUAAGCCUCUGGGCCUGCUAGAUCCUGUUCUGUUUGCCGCCUCAUAUCCAAUUGGCGAUGCACCGGAUCGGCUGCGAAUAAUUUUGGGGGAGACGCCUAGCGUAGAUAAGAGCGAUAGCAAAAGAGAAACUGCAAAGGUGGAGAGCGAUGCAGCAGUUCCCCUUGAGCUCAACAAGGUGAAGUUGCUGCCACUGGACGAGGGGCGGCACCACCAGAGAAUAAAAACCCGUGAAAGUGAAAGUGGGUUUUCCCUGUCAACGCCACGACGGCAAUCGACAAGUUCUUCGUUACAUUACUCGGCAACAGUUCAUGCUUCGCGUCAAACCUUCUUGCGGAGCCCGCGGGCGCAGCAGCAGCAGCAGUACCAACAACAACAACAACAACAAUACCGGCACUCGCGGGCCUUUUCAUUUAGCCGCGCUAGUUCAGAAAAGACUCUUCGCAGCCCAACAGCUAGUAGCACGUUUCGUCAAUGGCCUUCGGAGUCAAUCGAGUGGUUGCAGCAGCACUUGAUAUUGCAGCAGGCGCACGUUUGUCACCUACCCGCAUUCACAUCAGGCGGGGGAAGUGGGGAUGGUGGGGAUAGUGGAAUUGGUUUACAUCCACCGUGGCACAGCACCAGAUUUGGUGGCGAUACCAAUAAUGUCAGCAGCGUGCUACUGACUCGCACAACGAGUAACGUUGAUACGCUACCGACAUGCUGUGAUGCGCCGCUUGACACUUUUAUGGAAUCAUCGAGCCUCGCUGCAAGCAGCACGCUCACAACACUCGUAUAA